This is a messenger RNA of Symbiodinium natans, 1287 nucleotides long. Lineage: Eukaryota; Dinophyceae; Suessiales; Symbiodiniaceae. The record is from the annotation of a GenBank genome assembly.
AUGGCGUCACAUGGCGACUUCCAAACCCUGGUGGCGCUGGCUCUGGCCAUUUGGUCGGUCGAGCCCCAACCCGUGACAUUGUCGGAGUUUGAUGACAAGAGCCUGCUGGAGGAGAUCAAGAAGCGGGGGCUCCUUACUGAGGCUCACUGGGCAUGGACAGAGAAGAGGUGUGCAACAGCCGCCCUUACCUACACUGUCCCCAUGUUCUUGGCUGGCUUUCCAGCUUGGUAUGUUGACCACCCGCUGUUUGUGAUCCGCAUGCACAUGGAAAGGCGGACGAUCGGAUUUGCGGCGGCAGCGAGGGACUUGUAUUCCAACGAGGGCCUGUAUGGCUUCUUCGCGGGAAGCCAAACCUACGGAGUCCGAACAGCGCUUUUCCAGCGACGACGUCCGAAAGAAAGCGAGAUCAUGGCGCGCCUCAUCUUCUCCAUCGGGAACCUCCGUCUACCGGUUGCAUUGGCCUGCAGCAGCUUGAGCAGGGGAUAUUUCGAGCUGGUGGAUGGGAAAGCAGCCUUUAGCUGCUUCUGUUCAGGAUUCUUUGCAGCCCUGUUCUCUUGCCCCUCAGAGGCGCUGAUGAGGCACAGCGUCUGCACCCACGCCGAUCGCGUGACGAACUCUGAAAAGUACAACCACUUUAAAGACUCUCCCAAACAUAUCCAGCUCGCGAAGAUGCUCGCGGGCUUGAACCCAGAUCCGCCCCCGCCCGAGCAGUACCAGACGGUGGACAUCGUAGCUUCGGCGAGCCAGCCGUCUCGCCUCUUCCGCGGGUGGCCACUGGACUGCACACGAUUUGGCUUGUUCUUUAUGGGCUUCUCUUGGACGUAUCAGCGCCAGACAGGCCACUAUCCGAACAGCAACUGGAUCCAGGACCCGUGGAAGGAGACGCUUUACGCGGGCUCCUUUGCGAUCCUUGCAGGGUCGAGCCUGGCGCUCCCCCUUGAUGUUGUGAGGUCACUCGCGCAUUAUCCACGAGAGGAGCCUCCCAAAGCUGCAGAGGUCCUCAGAGGUGUUCCAGUGCUGUUGGCACAACGGGUUGGAUACCACUGUGCGCUCUUCCUGUGCUUCGCAUCCUUCGCAUCCGUUCUCGCGCAGCUGGACUGCCCGACUGGAGCCCCGCGGUGGUGGCUGCUGCAGACAGAUGGACGUGGCGACUGCACGCCCGUCUUCCUCAAAAAGAAGUUGAGAGCGCAGGUGCCGCAGGCAUGGAAGGUACCCCGAAAUAGCCGCAAGGAUGGCCCACAGCCACAAGAAUCAUGGUGCAUGAUUGCUCUAGAGGCUGAAAGCUGA